Protopterus annectens (West African lungfish) is the source of this 2878-nucleotide messenger RNA. Its product is annotated as leukotriene B4 receptor 1-like. The transcript has 2 exons. Gene Ontology annotation, biological process: G protein-coupled receptor signaling pathway. Gene Ontology annotation, cellular component: membrane. Lineage: Eukaryota; Metazoa; Chordata; Ceratodontiformes; Protopteridae. The record is from RefSeq and is a predicted model, not a curated record. Gene Ontology annotation, molecular function: G protein-coupled receptor activity. Bases 643 to 1653 code for a protein of 336 amino acids.
AAGCUAAGGCAAAAGGUAGGGGACAACAGCAUGAUAGUCAAAGGUGUGAAACAGAACAUUCUUAAUUUCAUAAUUUGAGCACAGAUUUUGGGAAUUGCAGUGUUGUGGCAAUCAUGGAUAAGAAAUAACUUAAGGGUAUACUUUGUCAAAGCAGACAGUAACACUCACUACUGUACUGUAUGCACUAAAAGUAUUAAUAUGGAAAUGAGGAGAUGGAGGUGCAGGGCAAGAGUGCUGUGGUUUGUGACUGAAAGGUCCUGGGAGUAAUUUGCUUGGUGUUGAUAAAUGCCUUAUGUAAGAGGGUUUGGCAUAACUAAGGUCUACACCUCCUAGGUAUAUAGUACAGGGUUUGAUUCUAGUCUUAGGUUAUUGGCUAGUCUUAAAAUGCCCUUCAGGGCAGUUAGCCUAAUGUUCAUCUCUUAAGAUGAUUAUUGUGUAUUCAGCUUCGGAGACAGCCUGUGUCCUGAGAUUUGCUUUUAUUGUUGGAAAAAAAUGGAGGCUUCUGUUCUACAACCCAUCCAACAUUUGAGAUCAAACAAUCCAGGUCCAGUCCCAGUGUAAAUUUCACAAUCAGGAAAAAAAAAAAAAAAAAAAACAGAAGCCAGUUUCUCAGCUGUACGCCAUUAAAGUAAGAAUCACUGAAUGAAGAUGGAGCCACUACCUGGAGAUGAUACUGUCUCUUCAUGGAGCACUGAAAAUCUGAUCACUUGUAUUAUUCUUGGUAUGGCAUUUGUUAUUGGAAUGCCAGGGAACUUGUCAGUUAUUUGGGUUAUUCUACAAUGGGUUAAGCAGCAAUCUCCAACAACAGUACUGAUAUUAAACCUAGCUAUUGCUGACUUUGUUGUUCUGACCACUUUGCCUCUUUGGAUUUACUCCUUUACUGAUGCGUGGCACUUUGGGUUACCAUUCUGCAAACUGUUAACAUACAUCAUUUAUUCCUGUAUGUAUGCAAGCAUAUUCUUCAUCACUGUAUUGGGCGUAGAACGAUUUGUUGCUGUGAUGUAUCCCCUUACACUGCAAAAAUGGAGGAAGAAAACAGUUUAUCUGACAGUUACAUUUAUUAUGUGGGUCUUGGCUUUCCUUUUUGGAAUUCCUAUAAUUCCAGUUCAAGAGUUGAAUGAUGAUGAGAGACCACAGUGCACUUUUCGAAAUUACACAAGUGACCAACAGGAAGUAGCAUGCCUUCUCUUAGAGACAUUAGUAGGGUUUAUUAUACCUUACUUUAUAAUUUGUACAUGCUAUGCCUGCAUCGCAAUAAAACUCAAGACAAUGGCAUGCAAAUCAAGACGAAAAUGCAGUAUGUUAAUUAUCAGCAUAAUAGUAGCAUUUGCUGUUUUUUGGUUGCCACACCACGUGUUUAAUGUUAUAGCAAUUAUCUCAGUGGUAUCAAACAAUACAUUAGAAGAAGAAACUCGGAAUGUGGUAUCUGAGGUCGGAGUAUAUGUCUCUGGUGCACUGGUUUUUAUUAGUAGCUGUAUUAACCCCAUUCUUUAUGCAUUUGCUGCACGGAAAUUUCAACAUAGCAUAAGGCUCAAAAAAAUAGCUAGACUAUUUGAACAGCUGACACAGCAGUCUGAAACAUAUAAGGGAAAUGAAAUGUCACAAAUGUCUAGAAGGACAGAAUCUUCAAAGCAGACUUUAAGUUCCUAUUGAAAAUAUUUAUAGGACCUGACCUGCAUUGUAAAAUGAAACAAUAAAGGCAAAAUGGCUUGAAUUUGAAGUUGAAAACCGAUUUCCUGUUUGACAGGCACAUUGAACACUUUUGUGAUUAAAAGUUUAUUUUUCUCUGCAAUUAGUCAUUUUGUUUUGAAAAUAAACUUCUCUCAUGAAGUAUCAUUGCCAGUUUUAAAACUUCAUGAAAAUUGGGAGGUUUAAGAAGAUGGCAUUUUGUAUAGCGCUUCACCCAAAAUGAGAUCAGUUUUACUGUCUUGGUGGGCUACGUUCCACAUUAACUACUAUCAUUCCAAGUGCUGAUUCUUCCAGUUACUGUUUUCACAGCUGCUCUUGGCAAGUUACAUCUUUGUGUUCUCUGAACCUUUAAUGGUGAAUCUAGAACUUUUCAUAAAAAUGACAACCAUGUUCAUGUUCUAAAUAAAUGGCAAUAUAUCUGUGACCAUAUAUUCCACUCAAAAUUUAAAAGCAGCAUAGUUGUUCAUAACAAUGACCUCCGACUAGCUGUUCAGGUUGUGAAAAUCCAAAGCAUAAAAAAUUUCAUUUUAAAAUUAGCUAUACAUAGAGACGAAGUCAUGUUACAUAAAAUUCUAAAAACAAUUUAAAGAUUCGUUCAUUGUUUUAUAUCCAGUAGCUGACUACAUCAGACAUUGCUCUUAAAAUCAAAUUAGCAAAAUGAACAGUCACAGAAUGCAAAUAUGCACGGCAGAAAAAAUAUAAACUGUUUUUUAAUUAUGGUUUGCAGCUUACCCAGAAGGUAAAGAAAAGGACACAUUAAAAGAAACACUUAGACUGUAUCUGCCAUCAGAAUGAAGGAUUCUAUUUUAUUUAUCUGAAGAUGGAAUGAACUACUAAAAGUGAGGGGAUAAAAACUAUUUUCUGCAUUAUCUGCAUUAUAACUGUUUAUAUUUUAUUCCCAGUGUUGGACCUCUGCAAUGUGUUAUUAUUUCUCAAAAUGUUAAUUUCAUAUUAUUAAAUAUAAGUUCUCCAUACACUUUCCAGACCAUUCAAAACUUCUCACUAUCCUAUUUUUAUCAUGCCUUUUAUUUUACCUAUUGUAAAUAUUACUGUAAUAGUAAACAUGCAUCCUUUCUCUCUUAAACCAUCAGAAAUGUGACUUAUAUAAAUGCAAAAAAAAAAUGCUGCAGAUCGUAUUACUUUGAGACUGUGAGUACUUUUUCAUGUACACAAAUUAUUAGCAUGGAUU